AUGUCGACCCUGAUGGGCUCAAUCCUCAUUAGGGUUCAGGCUGUACAUCCCGACAUUCCAGGUCCGACAAUUGCCUCGGCCCUGGCCAUUAUCUGCGGCGCAAUCGUGCUGCUGUUGGGACUGCUGCGGCUGGGGUUCAUCGUCGAUUUCAUUCCUCUCCCGGCAAUCACAGCGUUUAUGACCGGUUCGGCCAUCAAUGUCUGUGCAGGCCAAGUGAGGACGGUGUUGGGGGAGAAGGCGAAGUUCUCGACCCGGGGAGCCACUUACAAAAUCAUCAUCGAUACACUCAGGCAUCUCCCAUCGGCGAGAAUGGAUGCCGCGAUGGGUCUGACGGCAUUGGCAAUGCUGUAUGGGAUUCGGGCGGCAUGCAGUUAUGGGACAAGAAAGCAGCCACACAGAGCUAAGCUGUUCUUCUUCCUAUCAACCUUGAGAACAGCCUUUGUGGUCCUCUUCUAUACCAUGAUCAGUGCCGCGGUGAACCUCCAUCGACGAGAUCAUCCAGCCUUCAAAUUACUCGGCAACGUCCCGCGGGGUUUCAAAGCUGCAGGCGUUCCCAAAGUGGAUAUUGCCAUCAUCAAGGCCUUUGUCAGUGAGCUUCCGGUGGCAUGUAUCGUCCUAUUGAUUGAGCAUAUCGCCAUUUCGAAGUCCUUCGGCCGGGUCAACAAUUACACCAUCGAUCCAUCGCAGGAGUUCAUCGCAAUCGGGAUCUCAAAUCUCCUCGGCCCAUUCCUCGGUGCAUACCCAGCCACCGGAUCAUUCUCCCGCACGGCGAUCAAAGCAAAAUGUGGCGUGCGCACUCCUCUAGCGGGUGUGAUUACUGCAGUCGUCGUGCUCCUCGCCAUCUACGCACUGCCAGCGUUGUUCUUUUUCAUUCCAAAAUCCUCUCUAUCAGCCGUAAUUAUACAUGCCGUGGGCGACCUCGUGACGCCCCCCAGCACGACCUACCAAUUCUGGCGAGUCGCUCCUCUCGACGCAAUCAUUUUCCUCUCCGGUGUGAUCGUGAUCAUCUUCUCAGCCAUUGAAACAGGGAUUUACGUGACGAUCUGCGUUUCCCUCGCAGUUUUACUGUUCCGCCUCGCAAAAGCCAGAGGACAAUUCCUAGGCUAUACACAAGUAUACUCCAUUAUUGGCGAGGAUGUCCUCAAAGGAAACCCAGCCCAAAGUUUCGAAGACCCUACCUCAUCAAGACGAAUAUACCUCCCAGUCAACUACCAAGGGGGCAUAAACCCCCGUAUCAAAAUACACCAACCAGCCCCGGGGAUCUUCAUCUACAGAAUCUCAGAUGGCUUCAACUACCCCAACGCGAACCACUACACCGACACUCUCGUCAGUCACAUCCUCGCUACAACCAGACGCACCAAUCCCCAAGCAUGGGAAACGCCCGGAGAUCGACCAUGGAAUGAUCCGGGUCCUACGCGCACAGAGCGACAGAACCUACUCGCCCACAUAUCACCACUUCCAACACUCAGAGCCAUCAUUCUAGACUUUGCUUCCGUCAACAAUGUCGACGUGACCUCGGUGCAGAAUCUCAUCGAUGUCCGGAACCAGUUGGACCGCUGGGCCUCGCCGGAUCGUGUGCAGUGGCAUUUCGCGCAUGUGAACAAUCGCUGGACGAAGCGCGCUCUUGCAGCUGCUGGUUUCGGGCGCCCUGCACCGCCUGGCUCUGGAGAGAGGCAAAGAGCUAUUUUCGAUAUAGCGGAGGUUAUAGAUGGGACCCUGUGUUCGUCGGCGUCGGGGGUCCAGGUUGAGAAGGAUCUGGAGAUUGGAGUUGCGUCGGAGAAUAGUGCGUCUUCGUCGUUUCUUGCUGAUGACGCGGCUCGGGCUGGCGAGGUUGGUUCUCGUCAGACUCGGUCUGGGGUGGGAACUGUGGCUGUGGUCGAUGGUAUUAAUUGGCCUUAUUUCCAUGUUGAUUUGACGGGGGCGUUGAAGAGUGCUAUGCAAGAGUAA
Penicillium olsonii is the source of this 1947-nucleotide messenger RNA. Lineage: Eukaryota; Fungi; Ascomycota; Eurotiomycetes; Eurotiales; Aspergillaceae. The record is from the annotation of a GenBank genome assembly.